This is a messenger RNA of Colletotrichum truncatum, 3447 nucleotides long. Its product is annotated as Forkhead box protein K2. Gene Ontology annotation, cellular component: nucleus. NCBI's taxonomy places the organism in Eukaryota, Fungi, Ascomycota, Sordariomycetes, Glomerellales, Glomerellaceae. Gene Ontology annotation, biological process: regulation of ribosomal protein gene transcription by RNA polymerase II. Gene Ontology annotation, molecular function: sequence-specific DNA binding; DNA-binding transcription factor activity; protein binding. The record is from RefSeq and is a predicted model, not a curated record.
AUGACUUUGUCUCACGCCAAUUUUUUUGGGAUCUCGGAUUGUCCGCAGCCUCCUCAGGUCCAACCUUGUCGCAACAGACCAAAUCGCCUCUCUUGGCUUGCCGAAGACGAAGGAGCUGGUCUGUCCGCUUACAGAGCAGCGAUGACUUCGUCCAACGCCGGCCAAAACGGCCAGGCGCCCGUGCCGACCACGCCGCCGCCCAAGACCAAGAUGUCUCCAGCCUCCGCCCGACCUGAUGCCCACGACAACAACGCGACCACCGCCGACCAACCGCGCCCCGACGCAUCGACUGGCGCUCAGAACACGACCAGCGACACGUCUAACAAUCGCCAAUUCACUCCCACCGCCGUCGACACCGUCAUGACCGAUGCCGAUGCCAGCGCCGCAGUUCCCGCGACGUCGCAGCCGGCUCCAGCCGCUCCAAUGGACGCCGACCCCUUCAAUUCGUCCUUCCCUCAUACACCAAUGCCCAACAUGGACCACGCGUACAUGAUGAUGGCACUCGCGCACAUGGCAGGCAAUCAGAUGUCCAACCAGAUGUCGCCUCCUCCGACCGUCACGCCCGCCCAGGUGACCCUCCCUAGCACCAUGGGCAAUGGCAACGACCCGCUUGUCGCAAGCACCCAUAAUCUCGCCGCGGCGACCCAAGGCCUAGAGUCCUUCGCGCGAAUAGAAUUCGCCGACAGUGUCUUCCAGAUGACCACUUAUGCCGUAAUCAUUGGUCGUGACCAGAAGGCCAUGGUACAGGCGCGAAGAGACGAGAAGCGCAACGCCGAAUUUCGGAGAAGGGCCGAGGAGAAUGAGGCGCUGGGAUUACCGCCCCCCUCGCCCGUUAGACAUGACCGAGGGAAGUUCAGCAAGUCUUAUGUCAGUGAAGAGGGAGGCAUGCUGGGGCCUGAAUCCGAUAGCGAAGAAUCCGGGCGACCGGCGAAGCGCCGUAAGACCACUAGCACUGGAUCUUCACAAAAGCCUGAAGAGGAAGAGGCGCAAGAAAACCUCAUAUCUAACAGACAAUAUGUGUCGCAUACGCCUGGCGCAGCGGCUGUCGACCUGGCCUCCCUACGACCCUCUCCUUACCACGUUCCGUUCAUCGGCAUUCACUCUCCCGGGCCCGAGAUAGCGAGCAAGACCAAGGCUAUCUCAAGAGAGCACCUCAAGAUUCAGUUUAACCAGAAAGAGGGUGUGUUCGAGGCCAUUCCCUUGCACAAGAACGGAUUCUUCAUCGAAGAUGUGCAUCACAAAGACGGAGUUGUCGUACUUCGAAGUGGCGACCACUUGCAGAUCAAAGACGUCGACUUUCGCUUCGUCAUCAAUGGUGUACCAGAAGGCCGUACAGGCGCAGAAGAGUACGUCGAGGAAGAAGAAAAGAUUAAGAAGAGCAAACCUCACGGUGGAAAGGAAAUGAGCUUUGAGUUUGAAGCCUCUCAUGGGAACGGCGAAUUGCACGACACCAGCGACUCGUCACUCAGCCCUCCAGCUCCAUCAGAAGAUGAGGAAUCAGACGUUGACGCCGAAGGGGAGGAGGCGGACGUCGAGGCUGAAGCCGAAGCCGAGGCCGUCGCUGAAGCUGAAGCUCUACCUGAAGAAGAAGAAGAAGACGAUGAAGAGGAAGAAGAAGUGGAAGGGAUUGAGCCUAGCACGGAAGUCAAGGCAGAAGAGCCGGAAUUGGUCCAACCGAUGCAGCAACCAUUAUUACCACUCAUGCCCCAGAAGAAACGUGGGCCCGGCAGACCACCGAAGAAUGGAUUCAUGUCUAAACGGGAGCAGCGUUUGCUUAAGAAGCAACAGCAAGAAAUGGCAAAGAAGACAUUACCACAGCCACCCCCUGGAGAACCUCCGAUCAAGAGAAAGGUUGGCCGACCUAGAAAGCACCCCCUGCCAGAGGAAGGUGGGGACCGACCAGAGAAGCGCAAAUACAAGCCUCGAAAGCCAAAAGGCGAAGAUGGUGCAGAGGGGUCAGAUGCCGAACGGCGAGCCAAGGAGAAGAAGGAGAAGAAGGUUCGACCCAAGUCGCCACCCCUCGAGCUCAAGAUCGAAGAUUACACCGAAGAACAGCUCCAGAAGCCCAACAAGAACUAUGGAGUGCUUAUCGACGAGACUCUCACUGCGGCAGGACCCGAUGGUCUCACUCUCAAGCAAAUUUACAAGCGGAUUACUCAGAGGUACCCCUGGUUCUAUUUCCACACGGAGACAAAGGGCUGGGAAUCCAGUGUACGACAUAAUCUCAUUGGGAACGAAGCGUUCAAGAAGGACGACACGACAGGUCUAUGGUCAAGAGUGCCCGGUGUUGAGCUUGAUGCCGGCAAGAAGCGCAAAGCUUCAUCGCCAGAUCGGUCCAUGAGCGCUGGAUACGGGCAUUACAAUCAUCCAAUGUAUGCUCAAUAUGCCCAACAACAACAGCAGCAGCAACAGCAGCAGCAGCAACAACAACAACAACAACAACAACAGCAGCAACAGCAGCCGGGUCACAUGCCUCCUGGUUACCAGCAUCUUCCUCAUGGUUAUCAUGCCCAAGCCUAUGCUGGUCAGCAAGCGCAAGCAGCAGCGAGAACGCCCCAGUACUCUCCACCAGGGGCUACUCCGACGCCGGGCCAACCAGUGCCACCACCUGCCUCUCAGCCAGUCGCACCUGCAACACUUCCUGGCUACGGAGCUGCUGCCGUUAUUGCUCGGCCUCAGGGCGUUCCCGGACAGCAACCUACAUACAGCUCACCAUACGCCUCAAGGCCUCCACCAACACACCCCGCCGUCAAAUCCGAAGAUGGCGCCGCCUCAACAUCAGCACUACCAGCUACACAACCUGCUCCGGCCGCCAUCCCUGGAGCUCAACCAUCACAGAUACCCGCUGCUGCACCGCAGCAAGCCCGACCUACACCAACACCGCCAGUACAAGCUGAAGCCCGUCCGGUCAUUCAGCCUAGGUUACUAUCUGCCGUUAACGGUCUCAAGAACGGCCUGAUUGAGAACUUGAAGAAGGCCAAAAACCCCAAAGCAGAGGCAAUCGUCAUGUCUGCUCUCAACCGAUGCCUUGGGCUCAAGAGCGCUGCCACUGAGAACCAGACGAUGGAGGACAUCUGCAUGAAGGGAAUACAGAAGCUCCUCGAUGGAUUCUCCACUCGAAGCAAUACGCCCGGAUCUAGCGGUACACCACAGCCAAGUGGGCCAAACAAUGUAUUCGACCCGAAGGUCUUUAACGCGCUGGUGGGGUUCAAGAACGUUUCGUCCAACGCGCUCAAAGUCCGGAUCGGCGAGGCCAAGGCCGAGGCCGUCACGCUGUCCGCCAUCGACAGAGUACUCGGCCUGGCUGACGCUAGCAUAGUACCUCCGCCCGCAGAAGCCAGUGCCUCAGGUUCGGCGGCGGCCGGCUUUGACGGAAUCGAGACGCAUCUAAUGAACUCGGUGAAGCAGCUACUGCUGGGCCUUAACCAGAAGUUGCAUAGGUCAUGA